Guillardia theta CCMP2712 is the source of this 582-nucleotide messenger RNA. RefSeq lists its product as hypothetical. Lineage: Eukaryota; Cryptophyceae; Pyrenomonadales; Geminigeraceae. The record is from RefSeq and is a predicted model, not a curated record. Bases 1 to 582 code for a protein of 193 amino acids. The transcript is spliced from 7 exons. Gene Ontology annotation, biological process: proteolysis.
AUGGCGCGCGGGAGGAUCGUCGUGUUCGCCGGAGCUGCGAUGGCAGCGGCGGCUCUAGCAAAGUAUCUUUAUGAUUUCUACAUGAAGGGACAAAGGAGGCGCAAGAAGGCGAGAAGAGUCGUGUUUGCACUGACAGGAUUCGGCAAGUUUGAUAAUGUUGAAAUCAAUCCUACCGACGUCAUCGUCAAGAAAUUUCCAUCAUACUUGGAGGAAAAUCCCCUUCCCUUCGAAGCUGCAGUCGACCGUUGCCUGGUCAUGGAGGUGUCAGCAGAAGGAUGCAAAGAGAGACUCUCUGCCAUGCACAAGACAUGUUUCCGCGAUCACGAGGAUUUUCGGGUCUGGUUGCACUUGGGGGUUGCAGCAUCCAAGGAAGAGUUUCAACUAGAGCAGGUUGCAUGGAAUGGACGCUUUGUUUGCAAUUGGAUCUAUUACUGCUCAUUGCGAUCUUGUCGAACAGAGGACCCCGAAGGAAGCGACUCCUUGUUCGUGCAUGUACCGCCCUUCAGCUGUAUCGAAGAAGGAGAGCAACUCAAAUUCAUCCACAACCUUAUCUGUCAAAUUGCCACGAAUCUCACGUCUUGA